GAACAAGAACACCAGGUUUCCCUACAAAUCCCACAAUGCACCCUAAAACGCGGAACUUCACGAACUAUUUACUUUCGUUUUCAUUUUUUACGCUGACUCAUUUGUCCCUCGCUUCGUUGAAGAUUUGAAUUAUAACAGCGCGUAAAAAAAUUUUUGGUAGGUCUACUUAACUUCAAACAUAUUCCCGAACACUCAAUUUUAAGUGAGUUCAGAAGCGACAUGGCUGCGAUGGAUAUCUUCAACGAGUCGAAGCCGCAGAUGGACGGCUUCUCUAACAGUUUCACUAAGGAGGCAGAAGAUCUUGUCUCUACAUUUUUCCCCCAGAAGAUCGAAGAGCUGCAGCAGCUGCUGAAGACCGCUUUCAGUUCUGAUGACCUAGCAUCCCUGAAGGCACCGCUGGACAUUCCCAUCCCGGACCCGGUGAAGGAGGAGGCCAAACGCAAAAAGAUGGAGGAGGAGAAAAAGGAGCAGGGGGACAAAAAAGACAAAAAGGAGGACGAGGAGGAGUCUGGGCCUCCUUGCGGUCCUAUCUGCUGCAAUGAACGAGUGGAGACGCUCCUGAAGGAGGUCAAGCCCCAGAUACAGACACUCAAAGAGAAGAUCAACAUGCUGACCUUGUGGAUACAACUUCAAAUACCCAAAAUUGAAGACGGUGACAACUUUGGAGUGGCAGUGCAGGAAAAAGUGUUUGAGAUGCUAACAAGCUCACGCACCAAGAUAGAGGGAUUCCAAACUCAGAUGUCAAAAUAUUACAACGAGAGAGGCGACGCCGUCGCCAAAGCGUCAAAAACACCUCACGUGGGAGACUACCGGGAGUUGGUUCGCGAGCUGGACGAGAAUCAGUUCGUCGAGCUUCGCAUCAUGGUCCUGGACAUCUGCGCCACAUAUGCCGCGCUCUUCGACAUCAUCAGCAAGAACUACUCCAAGAUCAAGAGGCCCCGAGGAGACAGCAAAGCUCUCAUCUACUGACGUUGGAGCCCGGCAUGUGCGCAAAUUGCGACAUUUAAAAGCAGAGCCAUUCAACAUAUUGCAAUAGAACAGAACCCAUUUUGAAAUAAAGUUGGAACAUUCCUGCUA
Messenger RNA from Corythoichthys intestinalis (scribbled pipefish), 1077 nucleotides. It is a transcript of the gene psme1, whose product is annotated as proteasome activator subunit 1. Gene Ontology annotation, biological process: regulation of proteasomal protein catabolic process; positive regulation of endopeptidase activity; regulation of G1/S transition of mitotic cell cycle. Bases 220 to 969 code for a protein of 249 amino acids. Gene Ontology annotation, molecular function: endopeptidase activator activity. The transcript is spliced from 11 exons. NCBI's taxonomy places the organism in Eukaryota, Metazoa, Chordata, Actinopteri, Syngnathiformes, Syngnathidae. The record is from RefSeq and is a predicted model, not a curated record. Gene Ontology annotation, cellular component: proteasome activator complex; cytoplasm; nucleoplasm.